Molecule: messenger RNA, 2144 nt
Organism: Rana temporaria (common frog)
Lineage: Eukaryota; Metazoa; Chordata; Amphibia; Anura; Ranidae
Gene: SHQ1
Product: SHQ1, H/ACA ribonucleoprotein assembly factor
Exons: 12
Coding region: 112-1866 (584 amino acids)
Biological process (GO): box H/ACA snoRNP assembly
Cellular component (GO): nucleoplasm; cytoplasm
Source: RefSeq, a predicted model, not a curated record
CUAGUCCAAUCGGAGUGCUCGUUUUGGUCUCGUUUUUUUAACACGUGCAGUCCCGGAAGUAGAAUUCGAUGUGUGCUGCAUGUGAGGAGCCGUGUGUCUGGGUGACGCAAUAUGAUCACACCGGCUUUUGACAUCAGCCAGGAUGCCGACUUCCUCACUAUCACCAUUAAAGUUCCCUAUGCCAGGGUGUCGGAGUUUGAUAUCUACAUUGAGGAAGAUGACUUCAAAUUCUACGCCAAGCCGUACUUUCUCAGAUUGACGCUGCCUGGCAGGAUUGUGGAAGAUGGGAGACAGAAAGCCGUAUAUAAUGCUGAUGAUGGCGUAUUCACUGUCCGAGUGCCUAAAGAGACCCCAGGACAGCAUUUUGAAGGCCUGAAUUUGCUGACUUCACUAUUGGCACCAAAAGGAGUCAGAACAGCAAAGCCCCUUGUAGAAGAAAUAGGGGCUUCCAGUGAGAUUCCUGAAGAUGACGAUGAAGACUUUGAUUGGCAGAUUGAACAGACUCCCUAUGAAGAGUCGCCCCCUGAUGAGCUUAAUCCGCAGUUCAGCUAUGGUUUUGGAAAUUUGAGAGUCGGAGUCUUCAGACGACUUCAGGAAGAACUGAAUGAUGUUAUUGACUUGAGAGACCCUGACGUCACCCCGGCCGCUGAACGCACACGCAGGCGCCUGGAAGCUGAAAAGUCCAAGUUUGACCCCGAUCAUUACCUAGCCGACCUCUUUGAAGACGAUGCUGUUAAACAGUUGCUGAAGUACAAAACCUGGUGGGAGGAGAUGCAGCAUAGAACCGCAAACGUUUCCCCUGAAAGUGAGGACAAAGGAGUCGCGUUUACAGAGAAGGAGAAGGAGCAGCUGAGAAAAUUCACCAACAAGUCCUAUCUGCUGGAUAAGAGAGCGGAGCAGCUGGCGUACCUAGGUCUGAUCGAUGUGCUUCUGGCAUACUGCUAUGAAACCCGUGUCACUGAAGGAGAGAGAAAUGUUGAGUCUUCAUGGAAUAUCAGAAAACUGAGUGGAUCCCUGUGUUGGUUUGAGAACUACAAGUCGCUCCAGGAAGUCCUGGUGUCUUUUGGGAGACGAGUGUUAUGCUAUCCGCUCUAUAGGCACUUCCGCCUGGUGACCAAGGCUAUCCAGGAUCUCAUUUCAUUGAUCAGAUUGGGCAAGGCUGCGCUACUCAAGUGCUUGUUGGAUAUCCACUCAAUCUUUCAAGAAAACGACCCUGCGUACAUUCUCAAUGACCUGUACAUUACAGACUACUGUAUCUGGAUUCAGAAAGUCAAGUCCAAGAAACUGGCAGGUCUCGCAGACUCGCUGCAGGCUGCCAGCCUCUCCAAAGCAGACCUGGGCUUCGAGCUGGAAGAGUUAGAGGAAGCUGCCAGUCUGGUACAAGAGGAAGAGAAAUUGCUGGAGACUGCAGGCGGCGUUCCCAGGCAGCCCGCAGCCAUCAUCACGUCUGAAACUUCCAGCAGUUCCUCAUCUGAAUGCACUUCGUCUGAUGAGGAAGAGAGCGGCAGCAGCUCAGAGGAAUCAGAAACACAGGACUUGCAGGAGACGGCGCUCAUACGGGCUGUGGAGAUAACACCCAGCCAACCUGCCACAGCUGAAAACGCAGAUCCUUCCCCGACCCUCCCACCUGUUCUUGUACAAGACAUGACAGCGCAUGUGGCAGGUAACGCCCCAGAGGUCCCCCAUGGGCACGAUGCCGCUGACAGCUUUCCAGUUGUGAAGGAAGCAGACAGUGCCAUUCAACAUCCAGGAGGCACCAAGCCAGAGGGACCCGUCAGCCACUUCUUAGAGGUGACCCCUUGCAAGAAUCCUCUCCUUAUAAUACAGCAUUCCGAAGACAGCGACGCUCCAUUACCUAUUGACUAAUCCUUCCCAUCGUUCUCAUUAAAGAUGGUGUGACCCACAACAAGAGCUCUGGAUGGGUUUUCAUUAGGAAUAAAUGAUAGUCGUGUAUGGAGGAUACCUCAUUAAUGUACGAGAUGUGUUCCUGGGCAUCCGAUCCAUCUCCUAAGUGAAGCCAAACAACUUUAAAAGCCUGGCAGAGUCUGAACCGUCGCACAUCAGAGUGUAAAUAACUGCUAUUUUGUUUACCGAUGUGGUCUUUAGGGAAUUUUUCGUUACUAAAGAAGCUUGCGUUCUUGAUA